Molecule: messenger RNA, 498 nt
Organism: Acanthosepion pharaonis
Lineage: Eukaryota; Metazoa; Mollusca; Cephalopoda; Sepiida; Sepiidae
Source: the annotation of a GenBank genome assembly
AUGUUCAGCACGAAUAAGAAGCCGCGUUCGUUGUUCACUGAGGGAAGAAAUAAUGUGUUGAACAAUCUAUCAAAUCUAUCUAUCUAUCUAUCUAUCUAUCUAUCUAUCUAUCUAUCUAUCUAUCUAUCAUUCAUAAUAUAUUUUCAGUGUGUUUACAAUCUAUCUAUCUAUCUAUCUAUCUAUCUAUCUAUCUAUCUAUCUAUCUAUCUAUCUAUCUAUCUUACUAUAUUUACUCGGCUAAUAUGUACAUCUACUGCAUUCUGUUCUCAUCUAUCUAUCUAUCUAUCUAUCUAUCUAUCUAUCUAUCAAAGCUAUAUUUACUCGGCUAAUAUGUACAUCUACUGCAUUCUGUUCUAUCUAUCUAUCUAUCUAUCUAUCUAUCUAUCUAUCAAUCUAUCUAUCUAUCUAUCUAUCAUUGUCUCUUUCUUUCUUUUCUUUGUUUCUAUCUAUCCAACAAAUACAAACAAACGAACAAGCAGUCACUGGCAAUCACUUUAA